Rhododendron vialii is the source of this 1469-nucleotide messenger RNA. RefSeq names its product ornithine carbamoyltransferase, chloroplastic. Gene Ontology annotation, molecular function: amino acid binding; ornithine carbamoyltransferase activity. NCBI's taxonomy places the organism in Eukaryota, Viridiplantae, Streptophyta, Magnoliopsida, Ericales, Ericaceae. Gene Ontology annotation, biological process: L-citrulline biosynthetic process. The coding region runs from base 75 to 1205 and encodes 376 amino acids. The record is from RefSeq and is a predicted model, not a curated record. Gene Ontology annotation, cellular component: intracellular membrane-bounded organelle. The transcript is spliced from 5 exons.
UCCAAACGCAAGCAGUACUACCUACAGUCCCACUUCACAAUUGCUUCUCUCUCACCAACCAAACCAGAACAACAAUGGCCGCCAUUUUGCCUCACUCUCACGUCUCCUCCUCUGUUCGAUCCUCCCAUGCACCCUCUCUCUCCUCCCGUUUCUCUCUCUCCCGUCACAAUCCCCGGCGAUCCCUGCGUUUUCCAUCCGGUCUCGCGGUGAUUCGGGACCGAAUUUCGUGUCAGGCUACCUCUGCUACUUCUCCGCCUUCGAUUUUCGCAUAUGAACAAGCAAAAGGAGAGGCUAAAGAUUUUCUGCACAUUAGUGACUUUGACGGAGCAACUAUUUUGAAGAUCUUGGAUCGUGCCAAAGAGGUCAAGGAACUUAUUAAAUCAGGGGAGAGGACAUAUCUCCCAUUCUAUGGGAAAACCAUGGCAAUGAUCUUUGCUAAGCCAUCCAUGAGGACACGAGUUUCGUUUGAGACUGGUUUCUUCUUGCUUGGUGGCCAUGCUUUAUAUUUGGGACCAGACGAUAUCCAAAUGGGUAAGCGAGAGGAAACUCGGGAUGUGGCUCGAGUGCUUUCUGGCUAUAAUGACAUCAUUAUGGCACGCCUUUUUGCUCAUCAGGACAUUCUGGAUCUGGCUAAGUAUGCAACUGUACCUGUAAUCAAUGGGCUGACAGAUUACAACCAUCCUUGUCAAAUAAUGGCUGAUGCGCUCACAAUAAUCGAACACGUUGGUCAGUUGGAAGGAACAAAGGUUGUUUAUGUUGGUGAUGGAAACAACAUUGUACACUCUUGGCUGUUGUUGGCAGUGGUUGUUCCUUUCCAUUUUGUCUGUGCCUGCCCUAAAGGUUUUGAACCAGAUGAGAAGACAGUUGAGAAGGCAAAGCAGGCUGGAAUUAGCAAAAUUGAGAUAACAAACGAUCCAAAGGAAGCUGUUAGAGGAGCUGAUGUGGUAUAUUCAGAUGUGUGGGCCAGCAUGGGCCAAAAGGAAGAAGCUGCUUAUCGGCGCCAAAAGUUUGAAGGCUUCCAGGUGGAUAAAGCUCUUAUGCAACUAGCUGGUCCAAAGGCCUAUUUUAUGCAUUGCUUACCGGCAGAAAGAGGUGUGGAGGUUACUGAUGAAGUUAUUGAAGCUUCAAACUCCAUUGUCUUUCCCCAAGCCGAGAACCGUAUGCACGCACAAAAUGCAAUAAUGCUUCACGCGCUUGGCUUGUGAUCGCGUCUUCCUGGCAUAACAUCUUGAGGAGCUCCAAUUUGAAAUGUAGGCAAAAUUGCUUGUUUUUCUUGAAUCCGUACUUUUUGAUCCUUGACAGAGUUAGAACUUCUGCAGUUAAGUCCGUGAUCUGGGGUUUUUUUUCAUAUCAAGGUAGUGGCAGAAUAGGCUAGAAAACUUGUUGCUUUGUCCCUUGGAUGCAUCUUUUUCCAUUUCCCCGUCUAUUUGGUGGAGAAUAAGAACCAUUUUUUCAACAUAACCCAAAAA